Messenger RNA from Penaeus indicus, 3289 nucleotides. RefSeq names its product single-stranded DNA-binding protein 3-like. Gene Ontology annotation, cellular component: nucleus. Gene Ontology annotation, biological process: positive regulation of transcription by RNA polymerase II. Bases 40 to 966 code for a protein of 308 amino acids. The record is from RefSeq and is a predicted model, not a curated record. The transcript has 11 exons. Lineage: Eukaryota; Metazoa; Arthropoda; Malacostraca; Decapoda; Penaeidae.
GUUCACUAAUGACUAUGAUUUAUUUAUUUGCAGCCCUUCAUGUCUCCAAGGUACCCAGGAGGGCCACGGCCAGGAGUUAGGAUGCCACAGAUGCCCAAUGACUUCAACGGGCCUCCAGGACAGCCAAUCAUGCCGAACAGCAUGGACCCCACACGCCAAGGAGAUGGAGACUUUGUUGGGUGGCAAGGUAGGAACUCGCCUGGCAAGUUCCCUCUCCACCAAUCAGAUCUUGGAUUGAUCCAUCUCCAUCACUCAGAGCUCAGGAGUCCUCCCGGGAUGAACCCAAGGAUGGCUGGACCUCGAGGCCCAGCAAUGGGUCCAGGCAUGGCUCCCAUGGGUCCAGGAGGCUAUGGACCAGGCAUGAGGGGACCUCCACCUAACAGUAUGGGUCCAGGAGGGCCAGGAGGGCCAGGACCUGGGGGCCCAGGCCCAGGCAUGCCACCUAUGAGCAUGGGUGGACCUGGGCCUAGACAACCAUGGACACCUAACACAUCAACUCCAAUGAGUUACUCUUCGUCCUCACCAGGAACUUAUGGUGGAAUGAUGGGUCCACCAGGCUCUGCAGGUCCCCCUGGUCCCGGUACUCCAAUCAUGCCGAGCCCUCAAGGGUCGAGUGGAGCUUUCUCUCCCGCCCGUCUGCCCCCCACCCCGCGGCCAGACACAUCAAACAGUGGAGCUGAUGGGAUGUUCCCCAUGAUGAAACCUGUACCUGGGCAAGGAAUGCCAGGGGACUUCCCCUUGGGAGGUGGCCCUGACGGACCCAUGGCAGGAGGUCCUAUAGGCCCUAACACUAUGGGUCCUGUUAUGAAUGGUGAUGGUUUGGAUGGUAUGAAGAACUCUCCUGCUAAUGGUCCUGGCACGCCGCGGGAUGAUGGGGGUGGCAUGGGGGACUACAACUUGGCAGGCUUCGGGGGCCCUCCAGACAGUGACUUAAACAGCCGUGAAAGCACCUUAGGCAUCAUUUGAAAGCAGGCGUGACAAUGGUUGCGUGAGGACCAAGUUUAGAGUGCGACUUGACCAAAAUGAGUCAGCUGCCAUACUAAAGAUCAAGGAGAGUAUGCAAGAAGAAGCAAAACGAUUUGAAAAGGACGUUCCACCAGAUCAUCCAGACUACUUUAUGCCGUGACGUGACCCCCUCCCAUCCCCACUUUACCCUAUGAACUAGCUCUCUCGGCUCCCUACAGAACCUGUGACAUGGCAAUGGGGUUGACCUCCCCCUCCUCCCCAGCUGCUGAGGAUGUGUCAAAGCUUGGUAAAGAGGGCUAAGUGUGAGUGCAGAAACGUGGCAACAGUGUCUGCACAUUGACAGUUUGCCACACUAAUGGUGAUGUGAUUCUGUGUGCGGUGGAGUGACGAUGGGACAAUGGGUCCUCACAAACUCUUGAGGAACUGGCAUCUCAGCCCUCAACACAGUUCUCAUCAAGUGAAUCAAAACGCAGAACUCCAGUGAUGGAGUGCUAUCCUACAGUGGAGUUUGAUAUAAUGUGAUUAGAAACACUAGUGAUUUACCUUACAAAGUCUGGAAAGGCAGGAUAAGCACUAUAAGGAAAUGACUUCAUGUAUGACUUCUUGCAUAAACUAUUUAAAAGAGAAGUGAAAAGAUGGCUCUGAUUUCUGCUGUUUGAUGAUAAGUCUGUUGUGUCAUUCAUUGUGCUUUCUAUGUGAAUCUUGUAGGAAACAAAAUUACUAUUAAUAUUAUUUAAUAUGUUUUCUCAAUUUCGCUCAUUUAAAACCCAAGAACCAUAACCUGAGCAGCAGAGUCAGGAGACUCGGGCAGCCGAGGGUAGGAUGGAGAUGUAGAUAUUUUCAUAGACCGUCAUUGCUCACGGGUGGUGUCCGGACGCCUCAACCGGUCAACCAGCGCUGCCCCGUCUCCUGGCUGGACCCUUGUAGGAGUGCCACAGUCUUCUCUGAGAGAACCCCAGUCCCAGGCACCAGCAGUCCCCCCUCACUACCACCAACAUCGCCCUCGGACGUGCUCCUGGGAUGGCCCGGGACGUGCCCCUUCCGACCCCAGGGUGAGGGCCCAGAGUCAGCUGGUUCCCCACUCAUACAGGGCUCGGCACUCAUGUACAAAUCCCCCAGCCUGGGACCUUUGGGACCUUGGCACGUGAUCUGCCCUCCACAUGUGCAAAAGACAGCAAUGUCUGUUCUCACUAGUAUUACUCAGACUGUUCUGGCCUCAGGCCCAACUCAUGUAAUAUCAGAUGGGAAGUCUUUUAUUCAGACUACUUUGUGUUAGCUUACCUACUGGACUGGAAGUCAUGACCUGUCUCUAUUCUGUACAGAUCUAUCCAAGUGUCGUAGAUGUAGGAAUAAUUUAUUAUUUGUCAUGUCCAAAUCUAUCUCUUUAUCUUUCUUCUAGACUCCCUAUGUUAAACCGUUUUAACCACAAUGGCCACCUCACCCCCUCUGUCCAUGAUCCCACACCACCACUAUUACCUAUUUCACCACCACCACCUCCACCACUAUCACCAUGAACACCAAAACCACCACCUUGGGCCUUGCAGUGAGAAUUACUUCACUGCUGCCCACUCAACCAGCGCCAAAUGUAAAUCACUGAAGUUCGCCAGGGAUGCACUACCAUCACCAGACUCGACCACCACCUGGGGUGUUGAUGUCCUACACCAUAUACUUAUAUUUAGAAUCAUCCUGACUAUAAUUGUAUCUUCACCAAAUCUCUGCUAUUCUGAGAGAAUUUAUAACUCAAUGAGUGUGAUACAGUGACCUGCUGUUAAUUUAUUGAAUACUUGAUUCUAAUUUCAUCUCACAGUACCUAGAUAGCCACAAAACACUUCAUAACCAAGUUGACCUCUAUAUAGGUUGGCUUCUCAUAUCCUUGGUUGACCUCUCAUUAUUAAGGUUAACUUCUCAUAAUACAGGUUUACCUCAUUAUGCAGGGUAACCUCUCAUAAACUAGGUUGACCUUCUUAGUAAAAAAUAAAAAAGCAAAAAAAAAUAAUCAUGGCUUAGGUUAAAUCACCAUUUCAUCAGUAACAAAGGGACACAUGACCUGAUUGAUAUACUGGCCAUGACCCUGGGUGUAUGUCGCUCUGGUGGUGCGACCGUGGCCUGGCUCAUCUGCUGGGCCUUGCUUGGCCUAGCUUGUCUGCUGGGCCUAGCCUUUUUGCUAGGUCUAGCCUGUUUGCUAGGCUUGGCUCAUCUGCUGGGCUCAGCGUGUUUACUGAGCCUGGCUUGUCUGUUCUGACCAAGAUCCCCUGUACAGUAGAACAUAGCAGAUAUAUUAUGUGUAGCAAUUUUCAAUAAAAUGGCUAAGGCAAUAAGAGAA